CGCACGCUUCCAGCCAACCGCGACCUCGAGCAGUCUUCCUCGCCUCGUAUUUUGCUGUUUCGAGUCCCAACGCUCACGCCCGAUUCGAGCGUGGGACCGUCUAGGGCCCGCGUGCCAGCCGCCAUGGCGACUCGGCCACUCUGCAUGGCAUGUUCUGCAUGUUGCCGUACAGCUCUGGCUGCCGUCCACGAGUCUAUCCAGACUCGACCCGUCUGGCGGGGUCCCAACCGCCGCCAACGCCGGCCGCAUGCUUGGUAUGACACGGCUGCUCUGGGUGAAUGCCGAUUGCUCAUCUCGAUGUGCAGAACGCACACACGCAUCCUGGGAAUCCCGCUGUGGCAUGGGGGUUACCGCACCCCUGGCACUCGUGCAGACAAGACUGCCUGCAGGAACAGAAAGAAUUCGCGUCAAGAGGUUAUUCCGCGUCCUUGGCCACACGGAAUGUCCGCUGUCGUCGUCCGCUGACCUACUUCGUACAACGACUGGCCAUAGCCAAGUACGCCUCGCCAUCGGGAGCGAAGGAUCGCCUCAAGCCCAGGUCAUGUUCCGAUGGCAUGCAGAUGCACAGGUGCACCUGCAUGAGGGCGACUAGCUUGCCACUCGUAGACGAAGCUGAAGAGCCGGCGAGAUUAAUGGUUGGCGGUCCUUCGCUUGAAGGAAUGUGCAGAGGAGAAUAGUGGCUAAUGCUGGCUAAUCAACCGCCGAAUGGACGGAGCACUUGCUGUAAGACAGCCGUCAAGAACGGAGCGGACCCCACAUCCGGUCCCGAGCCCCAAAGGCUGAGGAUGAGGUUUCAGUAUCACAUGAAGAUGUGCGGGAUCACGGGGACAUCACGGGGACGUCACGAGAGCUAGAAUGUGCUGGCC
This is a messenger RNA of Mytilinidion resinicola, 866 nucleotides long. RefSeq lists its product as uncharacterized. Lineage: Eukaryota; Fungi; Ascomycota; Dothideomycetes; Mytilinidiales; Mytilinidiaceae. The coding region runs from base 124 to 465 and encodes 113 amino acids. The transcript has a single exon. The record is from RefSeq and is a predicted model, not a curated record.